AUGGCCGUUUUUAAGAAGCUGAGAAAAUCGAAAGAUAAACAUCAUCAAAACGCUGCUGCAGCAUUGCCUGAACCUGAGCCUGUGAGGCAACUCGACAAACGAGUUGGUUUAGAGACAUAUCGUGAUUUUUUCACGUUGAAGAACUACUGGAAAGCCGUCGAUCGACGACGAGUGGACGCUGGCAAUCAACUUUUAUACAGGUCUUUGAAACCUGUUGAUCUUGUCAUCGCAAAAUGCACCACAUUCAUCACUCUCCCAUAA
Molecule: messenger RNA, 261 nt
Organism: Anisakis simplex (herring worm)
Lineage: Eukaryota; Metazoa; Nematoda; Chromadorea; Rhabditida; Anisakidae
Source: the annotation of a GenBank genome assembly